This is a messenger RNA of Neomonachus schauinslandi (Hawaiian monk seal), 4570 nucleotides long. It is a transcript of the gene IRAG2, whose product is annotated as inositol 1,4,5-triphosphate receptor associated 2. The transcript is spliced from 40 exons. Gene Ontology annotation, cellular component: endoplasmic reticulum membrane. Lineage: Eukaryota; Metazoa; Chordata; Mammalia; Carnivora; Phocidae. The coding region runs from base 1 to 4314 and encodes 1437 amino acids. The record is from RefSeq and is a predicted model, not a curated record.
AUGGCUUCUGUGAGGAAGGUCACUGACAAGCGGCAUAACCCAGUGGAAAGCAUUUGUAGAAAAAUCAGAGCCAUCCAAAAGAGGGAAGAGAUUUCAGAUCCACUUCGACAGAUUCUCAAAUAUCAGUCUAGCAGUUUUGAUAGUCCACAGAUUAACACCAAGAAAGAUUUUGAAGAGGUACUAAAGAACAUGGCGACCACUCCUAUUCCUUCGCCCAACACUUGUUUCUCAAGUACUGAGAAAGACGAUGCCAUCAUUACAUCUCCUCAAAUAAUGUCUCCAAGAACCCCAUCCAUUUCUCACCUCAGCUCUCCCGAGAAUGCAACAUACCCUGUUCCUCGCACAAGUUCUGAAAACCUCUCAAGGCCAAGAUCACAGAGCUCUCAGAAUUACACAUCUUGGGUAUCACAGACCAGGGAAGGGGAGCGCUUCUUUAACAAGGAUUUGAAAAACUGUUGUAAUGAAAAUAAUUUUAGUGCGUCAACACUUGACUUUGAUUCAACGUCUGAUAAAAACUCUGAAUGUUUUACUCCUCAGGAAUCACUGGUGAAAAAAUUAUCUCUAAAUGGAGCUGUUUUCAGAUUACGGUGGAACUACUUUGGAAUUUUGAAACUUUUUGGAGGCUCCUACAUGCCAAUUAAAACAGGUUCAGUUGGAGUUGCCAAGAUAAUAGAUUACCUGAGACAAGCAAGUAGUCAAAAUUCUGAAGAUAGUGGACUUGAGGAGCUAUGGAACAUACUUGAUCCUGAAAAGGGAGACCUACAUGUGGACCUGGAAAUUUUUCGUGCCAUCAUGAAAGAAUGGAUGGCUUGCUGUAGAAACAAAUGGGAAAGAAUGCAUGGUGGAUCAGGUGGCACCGAUGAUUCUGUUUUUGAACAGGACAGCAUAAAAUCAAGUAGAGCAAUUAAGAUGACCACAGAUAAAACAGAAUGUACGUCAUGGAGCUUCGAGGCUUUGGGUGGAAAUAUGUCUAAAGGAGUCUUAGAAGUUUCUGAUUUGAUUACCUAUGUAGCAGACCUGCAUUUUCACAAGCAGAAACUGGAGGAGGAAAAUAAUAAGUUUAAAUCGGCAUUAGAAACCUUGGAAGAAGCUAACUGCCAAUUAUCAGAGGAUUGUACUGAGCUACGCCAUCAGAUAAAAAGUGCCCACCAAGCUAUUAUGAGAACAAAUCUGUUAAAAGAAGAACUGGAGGAACUGAAAAUUAGUAUGAAUGCUUCUGAAGAGCAGAAGACCAUGAUUUUAGCCCAGAACAAACAAUUAGAGACAGAAAACCGGGCUCUGAUUCUUAAGAUUCGGAUUCUCCAAGAAGAGAAUACUAAGAACAUUAUGGAUAUAUAUAAAUUGGAAAAGAAGAUUGACGAGUUGUCUAAAAUUGAGACAGAGCACCAAAUGGAGUUACAUACGUGUGAGAACACUUUGCUUAACAAAGAUGCAAGUUUGCAGAAGAAAGAUUUAAGUAUAGAAGAACUUAAGUCAACCAUCAUAGAAUAUGGAAACAUUAUAGAGAAUUUACGAGGGGAUAAAAACAAACUGACUCAUGAGUUACAGCACUUGCAGCAGGAACUUAUCCUAAAUGGGAUCCAGUUGAAUAUUAGUGGAGAGUGUAAUAGAAUCAUCUCUGAAGAAGAAAAAUCUUUACAUUGUGAACUCAUUCUUGCUCAGUCUGCAGAGAACAAUGAAACUGAGUGGCAGUGUAGUUUAAUCAACUUGUCAUCUCUGGAUAUGAUGAUGGACCAAGAAAUACUGCUAUUACAGAGAACAUUUGAACAAAAGGGAGUGAAAUUCACAGCUAUGCUUCAAAAGCUGGAUUUGUAUAACAUAUGUACUCAUGAAGAAGUUUCUAAAGUUGAAACCCUCAUGGAUAGCUCUCUACAGUGGGUAACUGAUCCAGAAAUUACUGUGAAAGAGAAGUGGGAGAACAAGCUUACUGAAUUCAAAUAUAUAAUGGAAGAGAAACUAAAUCUUUGCAUAUUAAUGCCAAACAGCUUGGGAAACCACAAAGAGUCUCUUGAUAAAGAAUUUGUCAAACUAAUAGAGAUUUUGAAGAGAUUCAGGCUGGAAUAUUUUUAUUUCAGAAAAGAAUUUCUCUCCAGGCAGAAACAACGAGAAGCCCUUGAACAAGUGCAAGAAGAUGCUGUCAACCAGGAAGCUGUCGUUAGGAAGAAGGUCCAAGGAACCAGCCAAUGGCUGGAGGACAGAGAGGAGCAGGUUGAGGAUCGAGAUCCGGCAGCCCACUCAGCCGGCGACAAAGCGAAGUCUUCGCUGCAUGAAUUAGAGGAAGCAAUCUCGGAACAACUGAAUCUCCAGACUGUAAAUACCGAAUUAGUGAACACUUGCCAGACACUUGAGCAGAAGACGAGGAAAUUGAAAACAACAACUGAGUCACUGAGAAAGAAGUUAAUUAAAGGACGCCUCCAUGGCUUGCUGUUUCAGAGCUGUUUAGAUGAGCAAUUUCCUCACUGUGAUCCCUUGUCCGGCACAGAUGGAAUUCAACAACCAUUUCAAGAUCAACUGAAGCAGUGUUGCCAUAAACGUUAUAGUGGUCAAGAAGCAAGAAUAUAUCAGACGCUCCUGACCUUCAAACAUACAUGCUGGUAUACACCUCUGCUGGAUGCCUUGCAUCUAGAGAGUCUCACAGCAAUUCCAAGCCUGGAAUUGACAAUUUCCUCAGGUGUAGCCAAACGAAUCCAGGUUUCACGUGAAAGGCCCAACUAUGGAGAAGUAGAGGAUGGUGCUUUGGAUGUGACUAGAAGAUGCAAGUGCCCAGGCCCUAAAGUUGGCCCCCACCCAGGAACAGAUCUUUCAGGUUGCAUCAGGAUGAAUGAUGACCUAAGGAUGGAGGAGAAUGGUGUUGACUGCUUGUAUUCUGAGAGCCUGCCACAGUCCAGGGAAUGUUCCACACUAUCAUCUCCUGGACACACUUCGUCCACAGAGAGUACUGUAACUUCAAGUGAUUCUGGGUCAGAAAUUUUGAAUAUGGCUUCUGGUGACCCGGACUGUAAAUCACUCUGUGAGAAAGAGGGAGAUACAAGAUCAGCUUCUGCUAUGAUAAAGAUCACAGGCCGAAGUCCAGCUCCUGAGAAUAUCGUACUCCAAGGCUCUGUGAGUGAGGACAAAACCAUGUUAAAUCUGGAAGCAAAAGAAGAACCAGAAACAAUAGGUGAGCAUAGAAAAGAAUGUGCUGCAGGAGACACUGCUCUUUCCUCCUGUCCUGUAACCACUGUGAAAUCCGUUAACUUUAGACAAAGUGAAAGCACGUCUGCUAAUGAGAAGGAGGUGGAGGCUGAAUUUCUCAGAUUAUCUUUGGGAUUUAAGUGUGACUGGUUCACCUUGGAGAAAAGAGUGAAGCUUGAAGAAAGAUCACGAGACUUGGCAGAAGAAAAUUUGAAGAAAGAAAUCACUAACUGUUUAAAGCUGUUAGAGUCUUUAACACCACUUUGUGAGGAUGACAACCAUGCCCAGGAAAUUGUUAAGAAGCUGGAGAAGAGUAUAAUAUUUCUUAGUCAGUGCACUGCACGAGUGGCCAGUAGGGCCGAGAUGCUGGGAGCCAUUAAUCAGGAAAGCCGGGUUAGUAAAGCAGUUGAAGUAAUGAUUCAGCAUGUAGAAAACCUGAAGAGAAGGUAUGCCAAAGAGCAUGCUGAAUUAGAAGAACUGAAACAGGUUCUUCUGCAAAAUGAAAGGUCUUUUAACCCUCUUGAAGAUGAAGAUGACUGCCAAAUUAAAAAGCGUUCAUCUUCCCUAAACUCCAAGCCAUCUUCUCUCCGAAGGGUGACCAUUGCCUCUUUGCCCAGAAAUAUUGGAAAUGCAGGAAUGGUGGCUGGGAUGGAAAAUGACAGAUUCAGUAGGAGGUCAAGCAGCUGGCGUAUUUUGGGAUCAAAGCAGAGUGAACACCGUCCCUCAUUACAUCGAUUUAUUAGCUCCUAUUCCUGGGCAGAUGCUGAAGAAGAAAAAUGUGAACUAAAAACUAAAGAUGACUCAGAACCACCUGGAGAAGAAACAGUAGAAAGGACAAGGAAGCCAAGUCUUUCUGAAAGGAGAAAUAAUCCAUCAAAAUGGGAUGGUUCUUCAAUUUAUGACACAGUAGCUUCAUGGGCAACAAAUCUCAAGACUUCCUUCAGAAAGGCGAAUAAGGCACUCUGGCUUUCUGUUGCAUUCAUUGUACUGUUUGCAGCUUUGAUGAGCUUCCUCACAGGACGAUUUUUCCAAAAGUCUGUGGAUGCUGCUCCCACACCAGAUGGGGACUCCUGGAUGUCUGUAGAGCAAAUCUUGUGGCCAUUUACCAGACUCCAACACAAUGGACCACCACCAGUGUGACUAGAGCACAUCUUAACGUGUGUGUCUUGGUUUUUAAAGAUUCAGUAUCUGAACUUCGUAAAUUAGUCAUUUUUAGCUGGGAAAGUAUAGCGUUGAACCAGAGGGUCUCAGAAGGACUGUAAGGUAUUUUACAUUCCCUCUUUCUGCGAUUUCCUCUCUGGCUACAAUACAAUGGGGAGGAAUCCUGCCUGUGAUUUUUAAUGAGCUUUUUGAGGAGGAGGUAUUAUAUAUUGUUUGUCAAAAUUUAUUGAAAUAA